Tribolium castaneum (red flour beetle) is the source of this 1088-nucleotide messenger RNA. RefSeq lists its product as uncharacterized. Gene Ontology annotation, cellular component: cytoplasm; SAM complex. The record is from RefSeq and is a predicted model, not a curated record. The transcript has a single exon. Lineage: Eukaryota; Metazoa; Arthropoda; Insecta; Coleoptera; Tenebrionidae. The coding region runs from base 120 to 1004 and encodes 294 amino acids. Gene Ontology annotation, biological process: mitochondrion organization.
GUAAAGUCGCGCACUGUCGCGAAAAUCAAUGCCAGUUCUGCGCUGACAGUUCUCGUUCUAACCUAAAAAACUAGAAAUUUUCGUAAUGUUUCCUGCCUUGGCUUCAAAAUCGUGAUUAAAUGGAUAAACCGGCGAGUCUUUACGUAAUCGAGGGCGAUUAUGGCCUGGUUUCGCUCGACGUCGGUUGCAUCGAGUCGAUUUUCUACGCCCGGCUCAAGAAACUCCCCGUUGAAAUAAAGCUGCAAAACGGCGUAAAAUCAUGUGCUUUGUACAGUGCGCCCAGUCUGCGGUGCGGCAACGUCACGGUGACCCAGUUCCCGAAAAUCCACCAGCACUGGAAGAGCCUCCACGGCGACCUGGACCACAGCCUCUCUGCCAAAGAUUCCAGCGAAACGCUCGCGCUAAUAAAUCUAGUCACGAUGAAACUAAACCCGGUUCUGGAAUUCCUCUACUGGGUGGACCAGAGAAAUAACGAGGAGUUCAUCAGUCGGUGGUUCAUGAGCGCGCUUCCUUUCCCCUUCAAUUACUCGUACACCAAGCGCAAAAAAAGCGAGGCCUUGCAGCUGAUCGAGACCUUGUACCCCCUGGACAGCGACAUGGAGGUGGUCAAGGAGUUCGUCACCAAAACGGCCACCACGUGUUUGUCAACCCUGUCCACGCGGUUGGGCAAAGCCAAGUUUUUCUACGGGGAUUGUCCCAUGACGGUGGACGUUGUGGUGUACGCACAUUUAGCCCCCCUUGUCAAAUUGCCCUUCCCUACCAAUGAUAUUCCAGCCUUGCUGUCCAUGUGGCCGAAUCUGACCGAGUUUGUUAAAAGAAUAGACGCGAAAUAUUUUCCCGAUGUUAAAAGGGAAGUCAAAUAUUUGCAAACUGAGAGCAAUAAUCGGCAAAGUGAUGAUGAUGUUUCCUAUCUUUCCGUUUUUAUCCUAGUUGUGAGUGCGACGUCGCUUGUCGUGGGGUUUGCGGUGAAAAAGGGGUUCAUCAAAUUGUCAAAUUUUUUUUAGUUGUUCUUAAGACUGAACUGGCUGCCAGUACUGUUAGUAAUUAUUGUUUUUGUAAAUGUUUUGUAAUAAAGUGAUUAGAAGAAA